AGCUAUCUAGAAAUCACAGCCGUAGAUGAGUUAAGGAGAUGCAUAUAGCCGGAGCUUCAAAAACCCUACUCGUCUUCCGUUUUCACUCUCUUCCGUGAAACCCUGCCAGCGCCGCUCAUUGGAAAGUCCGAGAUCGCCGGCGAUCCCAGUAAGAGAUGGGUGGAGAAGAUGUUAAGGCAGUGAUUCCAGAGUCGGUGUUGAAGAAGAGGAAGAGAAACGAGGAAUGGGCGCUGGCUAAGAAGCAAGAGACCGAGGCCGCCAAGAAACAGGCCAGAGAGAAGCGGAAGGUUAUUUUCAAGCAAGCGGAGAAAUUCGCUGCGGAAUACCAGGAGCAGGAAAAGGAGCUUAUUCGCUUGAAGCGCGAAGCUAAGUUGAAGGGCGGUUUCUAUGUUGAACCCGAAGCUAAGCUUCUGUUUAUUGUCCGCAUCCGUGGGAUCAAUGCGGUGGACCCGAAGACAAGGAAGAUCCUGCAGCUCCUGCGUCUGAGACAGAUCUUCAAUGGUGUCUUCCUUAAGGUGAACAAAGCUACAAUUAACAUGCUUCGUAGGGUUGAGCCCUAUGUUACCUAUGGCUAUCCCAACUUGAAGAGUGUGAGGGAGCUCAUCUACAAGAGGGGAUACGGGAAGCUUAACCACCAGAGAAUUGCCCUCACUGACAACUCGGUCAUUGAGCAGGCUCUGGGAAAGUACGGGAUCAUCUGCAUGGAAGGUCUAAUCCAUGAAAUAAUGACCGUUGGGCCUCACUUCAAGGAGGCGAACAACUUCCUAUGGCCAUUUAAGCUGAAGGCUCCGCUUGGUGGGCUCAAGAAGAAGAGGAACCACUAUGUGGAGGGCGGAGAUGCCGGAAACCGUGAGAACUACAUCAACGAGCUUAUUAGGAGGAUGAACUGAUGCCUUACGUUAUUCUCUUUUUCUAUUUCGGGGGUUGGAGUUGUAUUAUGUCUCGGACUAGAGAAGCUGAAUGGUUCUUUUCAAAGUUGGGGUACAAUUUUGGCUCUUUCUUGAGAUAAGUUUUGAUGAUGUUGCAGAAUUUGUUGUGGUUCUGUUAGUUAAUUGGAACUAAAGUUUGCCGUCUGGCUAUUAUGUCAUCUUUUUUACAAAGCAUAGGCACUUCAUCAUUUA
Punica granatum (pomegranate) is the source of this 1121-nucleotide messenger RNA. The record is from RefSeq and is a predicted model, not a curated record. Lineage: Eukaryota; Viridiplantae; Streptophyta; Magnoliopsida; Myrtales; Lythraceae.